Messenger RNA from Fopius arisanus, 917 nucleotides. RefSeq names its product Cellular Repressor of E1A-stimulated Genes (gene CREG). The coding region runs from base 42 to 821 and encodes 259 amino acids. The record is from RefSeq and is a predicted model, not a curated record. Lineage: Eukaryota; Metazoa; Arthropoda; Insecta; Hymenoptera; Braconidae. The transcript is spliced from 5 exons.
GACUUGCUUAAAUUAAUCAGUCGCACUUUAUUGAUGCAAUCAUGGCUUGCCUACGGCUCUUUCUCCUCGGGCUUUCAAUUUUUUUGGUGGUAACUCCUUCCAUCGGCGAUAAAUCGUCAUCCGAGAGUCACUGGAGGGCGGACGAGCACGAGUGGAGGGAAUUCGAGGAAUUCCGAGAGUGGAAGAGGCUGAAGAUCUGGGAGAGACAAAAUCGAAAUGAAGGUGUCGGGGAGGAGAGCAUCUCACUUGCAGGGGCCCCUUCUCCGGAUGAGAAUCCUGCCGUGAUGGCGAGGUUCAUCGUCAAUCAAGCGAAUUGGAGCUCUGUUGCUACCAUCAGCAGUCGAAAGGAUAUCCCGUCAUUUCCAUUUGCUGGAGUCAUUUCCGUCAGUGAUGGAACCGUCGGCAAUGGCUCUGGAAUUCCUUACAUGUAUCUCACACCUCUGGAUUUCACAGCGCAGGACAUUGCGAGAGAUCACAGAGCGACGUUGAUGAUGACCUUGGCACAGGGCUCCUGGUGCAAGCAGAAGUCCAUGGACCCGAUGGACCCGCGUUGCGCAAGAGUUGGAUUAUCCGGAAAAAUUGAAAAGGUUAUUCCUGGAGACCUGGAUUACGACAGCGCCAGAGAUGCGGUUUUCGGGAGACAUCCGUGGCUCUCGCACAUGCCAAAAAAUCAUCACUUCUUCUUUGCUAAAUUAAAUAUAUUAUCGAUCGCGAUGUUGGAUGCCUUCGGAGGGCCGAAGUACAUUCCUGUGAAGGAAUAUCUAAACGUGAACAAACACAUUGCAUGGAGAAUGCCUCAUCGAUCCGUGACACUAAUUUAACUAAACAAUCACUUAAGAACAAUUUGUGUUGACAAUAUGUACAUAUACUCUAUAAUAUUCAUAAAUAAAUCUUAAAAUUUUGAUGAUUAAAAAAAA